CUCUUAAACAUAACAUUUCAACUCUCUGCCUUCCAACAUGGAACCUAUGCAGCCAUAUUCACUCACAACGAGGUACAGGGGAAGCCAAGCAGACCGGCGACACGAUGGUGCCGUUGCCGCCGGCAGAAAGACGAAGAAGAACGUGAUAUGGUUGGGAGGGAAGCCACGUAGAGUUUGGAGGAUGAAAGCAAGACCCAGGUUGGUGGGUUUGAUGGUUGGAGCACCAUUGAAGGUAUUGUCUAAGGUGAAAAAUGCUUAUGAGGACUUAAUGGUAAAGUUGGCUGGAAGUGUAGGGUCCUUAAAUAAUAAGAAUGUUUUCGGAGGAAAGAGGAUUCCAAAGGCUCGUCAAGUUACUAAAGGUUAUUCUGGAGAUGAAUUUGAAGCAAGACUCAUUCUUGAGAUUUCUAAAGUUCUUGUUGCUUCUAAUGAAUUACAUCCCAAGUAAUAUGGUGUGUAUGUAUAGCCUUCUAGUUUGUUUAUUCGUUUUAUUUUCGACAAUUUUUUUAUAAAUAGAUAUUUUUUAAUUUAAUUUUUUUAUGGUGAUGAAAUAACAUCUCAGGAUGUAUGGAUUUAUUUUCUGGUAAUUAGUUGAGUGAUUAAUAAUUUGAUUACA
Messenger RNA from Prosopis cineraria, 613 nucleotides. RefSeq lists its product as uncharacterized. The coding region runs from base 38 to 445 and encodes 135 amino acids. The record is from RefSeq and is a predicted model, not a curated record. Lineage: Eukaryota; Viridiplantae; Streptophyta; Magnoliopsida; Fabales; Fabaceae. The transcript has a single exon.